AUGGAGGACGAGCUGAGUGAUGCGGAGAGAGAGCGCCUGAAGCGCCAAUACAGGGGCGUCUUCUGGGACAAGAAGACGCGUCGCUGGCGCUGCCAGCUGGGGUUCCAGUCCAAGAAGAUAUUUUUGGGAUACUUUGACACGGCGCAGGAUGCGGCGAAGGCCUACGACAGGAAGCUCGUCGAGCUCAGGGGCGCCAGUGCCCGCACCAACUACCCGAUCACCGAGUACCUAUCGCUCCUUGGCACCGGCGUGGCGCCACCCCAGCAGCGCGCCCCCGGAAUGCUCGGCGACGGCUUCGGCGGCGCGGCGCACUUCGGCGACGCCGGCGGCGGCGCCGACGCCGCCGCGCAGCUGGGCGGCGCGUCGGCGUUUGGGGACCAGCUGAAUCUGCAGGACCUGGUCAAUGUCGGGUCCGGCGGCGGCGGCACCCCCUCGCAGCUGCAGCUGCAGCAGCAGCUCCUCAGCCUGAGCGGCGCCGGCAGCGGCGGCGGCGCUGCCGGCGGCGCCGGCGCGAGCGGCGGCGGCGGCGCGGCGGACCAGGCGCAGCUGCUGCUGCGCCAGCUGGACGACACCGCUCGGUGA
Monoraphidium neglectum is the source of this 582-nucleotide messenger RNA. RefSeq lists its product as hypothetical. Gene Ontology annotation, molecular function: DNA binding; DNA-binding transcription factor activity. Gene Ontology annotation, biological process: regulation of DNA-templated transcription. NCBI's taxonomy places the organism in Eukaryota, Viridiplantae, Chlorophyta, Chlorophyceae, Sphaeropleales, Selenastraceae. The record is from RefSeq and is a predicted model, not a curated record. Bases 1 to 582 code for a protein of 193 amino acids. The transcript is spliced from 4 exons.